AUGGAGCAUGAGGACCAGCUGACAGUCACGCCGGCGCAGAAGAAGCUGUUCGAGCUGCGCAUGAAGAUGAACGCGGGGAGGAAGGCCAACAAGCAGGAAGUGGCAGCAGAGCACGACCGCGUCAAGAACAACGACAAGAAGGCCAAGAAAGAGGAGCAGUACAAGAAGAGAGAGGAGAAGAAGCAGAUAGCAGCGAGCGGCAAGGCCCACCUGAACGAGACAGCCGAGGUGGGUGAGAUCAAAGCCAAGAAGGCUGGCAAGAAGGAGAAGCGGAAAGCAGCUUUUGGGUGGGGCGUCUUCAACCAGGAUUCGUUGUACAAGGGCUACAAGAAGCGGCUAGUGAACUUGCCGACCACAGGGGAAACCGCUGCCGCUGUUGCGUCCACCGGCGAAGACGCUCUUGGCGACGAGUUGUCUUACGGCAAGGACGACAAGGUGGAAGAGGAAAACGUGGAGCGCAUGGCGCAGGAGCUGGAGGAACGCAUCAAGGCCCGCAAGAAGUUCAGCCGCCGGCGCCAGCACUACGAGGGCGAGGACGUGGACUACAUCAACGGGCAGAACCGCAUCUUCAAUCGCAAGGCCUCGCAGGCCUUCGACAAGUACACCGUGGAGAUCCGGCAGAACCUCGAACGCGGCACCGCCCUGUAG
Molecule: messenger RNA, 648 nt
Organism: Phytophthora sojae
Lineage: Eukaryota; Oomycota; Peronosporomycetes; Peronosporales; Peronosporaceae
Exons: 5
Coding region: 1-648 (215 amino acids)
Cellular component (GO): Prp19 complex; catalytic step 2 spliceosome; post-mRNA release spliceosomal complex
Source: RefSeq, a predicted model, not a curated record